AUGGCGCAGGCAAUGCUGGUACCACCAGGCCCUGACAGCUUCUUCUAUUUCACUGAAGAAUCUCUUGCAGCCAUUGAAAAACGUAUUGCUGAUGAAAAAUUUCAUUGCCACCAAGAGGAGCCUGCAGAUGAUGCUGGUCAUGAAGCAGAUCACCUAGAGCCAAAUAAUGACUUAGAGGCAGGAAAGACACUGCCAUUUAUUUAUGGUGAUAUUCCUCCAGGAAUGGUGUGUGAACCCCUGGAGGACCUGGACCCAUAUUACAUCAAUAAAAAAACAUUUAUAGUACUGGAUAAAGCGAAGACAAUCCACAGGUUCAGUGCCACACCUGCCUUGUACCUUUUAUCUCCUUUCAAUAUCACUAGAAGACUAGCUAUUAAGAUUUUGGUUCAUUCAUAUCCUUUUCAAUCAACAUUGUUCAACAAGGUCAUUAUGCUCACUAUUUUGGCAAAUUGUGUAUUAAUGACAUGGAGAAAUCUUCCAGAAUGGGCAAAAUAUGUAGAGUACACUUUCACUGGAAUUUAUACUUUUGAAUUUCUAGUAAAAGUCUUUGCAAGAGGCUUCUGUAUAAAUGAUUUUACGUGCCUUCGUGACCCCUGGAACUGGCUUGAUUUUGUUGUCAUUUCCUUUGCAUAUGUGACAGAGUUUGUGGACCUGGGCAAUGUCUCAGCGUUGAGAACAUUCAGAGUUCUCCGAGUUUUGAAAACAAUAUCAGUCAUUCCAGGCCUGAAGACAAUUGUAGGAGCCCUGAUUCAGUCUGUGAAGAAGCUCUCGGAUGUGAUGAUCCUGACUGUGUUUUGCCUGAGUGUAUUUGCACUGAUAGGACUGCAGCUGUUCAUGGGCAACUUGAAGAAUAAAUGCCUGUUCUGGCCGUCAAAAAAUUCAACAGCCUUUGAAACACAUGUAGUUCCAUACUUUAAUGAUACAGAAUUGAACUGGGAUGCGUACAUUAAUGAUGAAAGUCAUUUCUACCGCCCAGAAGGAGCAACGGAUUUUCUGCUUUGUGGCAAUAGCUCAGAUGCAGGUAAAUGCCCAGAAGAGUUUAUCUGUGUGAAAGCUGGUAAAAACCCCAACUAUGGAUAUACUAGCUUUGACACAUUCAGUUGGGCUUUCUUGUCACUGUUUCGACUGAUGACACAGGACUAUUGGGAAAAUCUUUAUCAGUUGACACUACGAGCUGUUGGCAAAUCAUACAUGAUAUUUUUUGUUGUGGUGAUUUUUCUGGGUUCCUUCUAUUUGAUUAACUUGAUCUUGGCUGUGGUUGCCAUGGCCUAUGAAGAGCAAAAUCAAGCAACUCUUGUUGAAGCAGAGCAGAGGGAGGCAGACUUUAAACUGAAGCUUGAACAACUGCGGAAGCAGCAAGAAGAAGCUCAGGCAAUAGCAGCAGCUGCAGCAGAGAUGACUGAGUACAGCUGUGAAAGUGGGAAUGCUGCACCCUCAGAUAGUUCUUCAGAUGCAUCCAAGCUUAGUUCAAAAAGUGCCAAAGAAAGGAGAAAUAGAAGGAAGAAAAGGAGGCAGAGAGAGCUCUCUGGAGAAGAGGAUGACAUGAAGGAUGAAAAGCUUCCAAAAUCUGAAUCAGAUGGCAGUAUCAAAAAGAAAGGUUUCCGUUUUUCUUUGGAUGGGAACAGACUAACUUAUGGGAAGCCAUUUAUAUCAUCCCACCAGUCUUUGCUGAGUGUUCAUGGCUCCCUGUUUUCUCCCAGGCCUAGUAGCAGAACAAGUCUGUUCAGUUUUAGAGGCGACGGACGAGAGAGAGGCUCAGAAAAUGAGUUUGCUGACGAUGAGCACAGCACGUUUGAGGAUAACUCGAGCAGGAGAGGGUCUCUGUUUGUGCCGCGCAGGCACGCAGAGCGGCGCAGCAGCAACAUCAGCCAGGCCAGUGGGUCAUCCAGAAGGCUGACAGUCUUCCCAGUGAAUGGGAAGAUGCACAGCACUGUGGAUUGCAAUGGAGUGGUUUCCUUGGUGGAUGGACCACCGGGUCUGUUGUCUCCUACUGGACAACUUCUGCCAGAGGUGAUAAUAGAUAAACCAUCGACUGAUGGCAAUAGCACUACCACAGAAAUAGGAAUAAAAAACAGACGUACAAGUUCGUAUCAAAUACCAAUGGAGUUGCUGGAGGAUCCUGAUUUAAGGGAAAGGGCCAUGAGUCUAGCUGAUGUUAUCACAAACAGAAUGGAAGAACUUGAAGGAUCCAGACAAAAAUGUCCACCUUGCUGGGAUAAGUUUGCCCAUACUUUCUUGAUUUGGGAUUGUUGUGAGCCCUGGUUAAAAGUGAAGAGUAUAGUUGAAUUUAUUGUAAUGGAUCCAUUUGUUGAUCUGGCUGUCACUGUUUGCAUAGUUUUAAACACAUUAUUUAUGGCCAUGGAACAUUAUCCAAUGACUAACCAGUUUGAGACUGUACUUACAGUAGGAAAUCUGGUUUUUACUGGAAUUUUUGCAGCAGAAAUGGUUCUCAAGAUAAUUGCCAUGCAUCCUUUUAAUUAUUUCCAAGUUGGCUGGAAUAUUUUUGAUAGUUUUAUAGUUACUCUUAGUUUGGUGGAGCUUUUUUUGUCAAACGUGGAUGGAUUAUCCGUUCUCCGGUCAUUCCGAUUGUUGCGAGUUUUCAAAUUGGCAAAAUCUUGGCCAACUCUAAAUAUGCUGAUAAAGAUUAUUGGCAACUCAGUGGGGGCUCUGGGGAACCUGACCCUGGUGCUGGCCAUCAUUGUGUUCAUUUUCGCUGUGGUUGGGAUGCAGCUCUUUGGGAAGAGCUACAAGGAAUGCGUCUGCAAGAUCUCCAGUGACUGUGUGCUCCCUCGCUGGCACAUGCACGACUUUUUCCACUCCUUCCUGAUUGUAUUCCGAGUGCUGUGUGGGGAAUGGAUAGAAACCAUGUGGGACUGCAUGGAGGUUGCAGGCCAAACCAUGUGCCUUAUUGUUUUCAUGAUGGUCAUGGUGAUUGGAAACCUAGUGGUAUUGAAUCUUUUUCUGGCCUUGCUGCUGAGUUCAUUUAGUUCAGACAACCUUGCUGCUACAGACGAUGAUAAUGAAAUGAACAACUUGCAGAUUGCUGUGGCAAGGAUUCAGAGGGGAAUAGAUUAUGUGAAGAAAAAAGCAGGUGAAUGCAUCCGAAGGCCUUGUUUGGGAAAACAAGCUGCUGUAAAUCAAAAAACAGCAACAGAUCAGAAUGAUGAGAGAAACCGUUGCAUUCCCAACUGUACUGGCACUGAACAAAGGAUAGAUAAAAAUUAUGGCAAAACUGAAAAUGGAAUGGCCACUGUUAUAGGUGACAAUGAUUAUGCACCAUUCAUAACCAACCCAAGCCUUACUGUUACGGUACCAAUAGCUGUUGGAGAGUCUGAUUUUGAACGUCUGAAUACAGAAGAGUUUAGCAGUGACUCAGAUUUGGAUGAAAGCAAGGAGAAGCUAGAUUUUUCCAGCUCAUCAGAAGGAAGUACAGUUAAUUUAACUGUCUUUGGAGAAGAAAAAAGCGAAAGUGAACCAGAAAAAGCAUCAGAAAUACAAGCAUGCUUUACAGAAGGCUGUGUACGGAAGUUUAAAUGCUGUAGAGGCAGUACAGAGAGCACAAGAGGGAGAAUCUGGUGGAACCUUCGAAAAACCUGUUACAACAUAGUAGAGCACAACUGGUUUGAAUCAUUCAUUGUCUUCAUGAUUCUUCUCAGCAGUGGUGCUCUGGCUUUUGAAGAUAUAUAUAUUGAACAGCGCAAGACCAUAAGAGUCCUGCUGGACUAUGCUGAUAAAAUCUUUACUUACAUCUUUAUUCUGGAAAUGGUGCUAAAAUGGGUUGCCUAUGGUUUUCAGACUUACUUCACUAAUGCUUGGUGCUGGCUGGACUUCCUGAUUGUUGAUGUCUCAUUGGUUAGCUUAGUAGCUACUGCCCUUGGUUUCUCAGAAUUUGGUGCAAUUAAAUCUCUCCGAACAUUAAGAGCUUUGAGACCUCUAAGAGCUUUGUCACGCUUUGAAGGCAUGAGGGUGGUUGUGAAUGCUCUUACUGGAGCAAUCCCAUCCAUCAUGAACGUACUUCUGGUGUGUCUUACAUUCUGGCUAAUUUUCAGCAUCAUGGGAGUAAAUUUGUUUGCUGGCAAGUUCUAUCACUGUGUUAACACCACAGAUAAAGAGAUGCUCACACCAGAACAAGUCAGUAAUAAAAGUAUGUGUGAAGAUAUGAACAGAACUACUGGAAAUGUUCGGUGGAAAAAUGUGAAAGUAAACUUUGAUAAUGUUGCAAUUGGUUAUCUUUCUCUGCUUCAAGUGGCAACAUUUAAAGGAUGGAUGGAGAUUAUGUAUGCUGCAGUUGAUUCUACAGAAGUAGAGAAACAGCCCAAGUAUGAACACAACCUGUACAUGUACCUUUACUUUGUGGCCUUUAUCGUUUUUGGAUCAUUUUUCACCCUUAACUUAUUCAUUGGUGUCAUCAUAGAUAACUUCAACCAACAAAAAAAGAAGCUUGGAGGCCAAGACAUUUUCAUGACUGAAGAGCAAAAGAAAUACUACAAUGCAAUGAAGAAGCUGGGCUCCAAGAAACCACAAAAACCUAUACCUCGACCAAUGAACAAAUUGCAAGGUCUGGUGUUUGAUAUUGUAACCAAGCAACUAUUUGACAUCAUCAUUAUGGUUCUAAUCUGUCUUAACAUGAUCACAAUGAUGAUAGAAACAGAUGACCAGUCUGAACUGAUGCAAAAUAUUUUAUAUUGGAUUAACUUGGUCUUUGUUGUCCUUUUCACUGGUGAAUGUGUCUUCAAAAUAUUUUCACUCCGUUAUUAUUACUUCACCAUUGGCUGGAAUAUUUUUGAUUUUGUGGUUGUUAUUCUUUCAAUAAUAGGUAUGUUUCUAGCUGAGGUGAUAGAAAAGUACUUUGUGUCACCCACUUUGUUCCGAGUUGUACGGCUUGCCAGGAUCGGUCGAAUCCUGCGCCUCAUUAAAGGCGCUAAGGGAAUCCGCACUCUGCUUUUUGCUUUGAUGAUGUCUCUCCCUGCCUUGUUCAACAUUGGGCUGCUGCUCUUCCUGGUCAUGUUCAUCUAUGCCAUAUUUGGCAUGUCCAACUUUGCCUACGUCAAGAAGGAAGAUGGGAUUGAUGACAUGUUCAACUUUGAAACGUUUGGCAACAGCAUGAUCUGCCUGUUCCAGAUCACCACGUCCGCUGGCUGGAAUAAUUUGCUCAACCCAAUUCUAAACAGUGGGGAGCCAGACUGUGACCCCCAUAAAGAUCAUCCAGGGAGCCCUGUGAAAGGUGACUGUGGCAACCCUUCUGUUGGGAUUUUCUUCUUUGUCAGCUACAUUAUCAUAUCCUUUCUGGUAGUGGUGAACAUGUACAUUGCUGUGAUUUUGGAGAACUUCAGUGUUGCUACUGAAGAAAGCGCUGAACCCUUGGGUGAGGAUGACUUUGAGAUGUUUUAUGAGGUUUGGGAAAAAUAUGAUCCUGGUGCAACACAAUUCAUAGAAUACAGCAAACUGUCUGAUUUUGCAGCUUCUCUAGAUCCUCCUCUUAAUAUACCAAAACCAAACACAAUUCAUCUCAUUGCAAUGGAUCUACCUGUGGUGAGCGGUGACAAAAUUCACUGCCUUGACAUCUUGUUUGCUUUCACAAAGCGUGUUUUGGGGGAAAGUGGGGAGAUGGACACCCUCAGAAUACAGAUGGAAGAUCGGUUUAUGGCAUCCAAUCCUUCUAAAGCUUCCUAUGAACCCAUUACAACCACACUGAAACGAAAGCAGGAAGAAGUUUCUGCCACUAUCAUUCAGCGUGCUUACAGACGUCAUCUUCUGAGACAGUCAGUAAAGAAGCUUUCAUUUAUGUAUCAGAAGGAUGGGGGUGAUCAGCUUAUCAAAAAGGAUGUGAUUGUUGGUAAGCUGAGUGAAAAUUCGUCUCCAGAGAAAAUGAAUAUGUCUGCAUCCACCACAGCUCCGCCUUCUUAUGAUAGUGUAACAAAACCAGAAAAAGAAAAAUAUGAAGAUGACAAAUCAGAAAAGGAAGACAAAGGAAAAGACAGAAGAGGAAACAAAAAAUAAAAGACACUUUUAUCCAUGAUGAAUGUUUGCAAGCUU
This is a messenger RNA of Melospiza georgiana, 6036 nucleotides long. RefSeq names its product sodium channel protein type 2 subunit alpha-like. Gene Ontology annotation, molecular function: voltage-gated sodium channel activity; protein binding. The record is from RefSeq and is a predicted model, not a curated record. Bases 1 to 6000 code for a protein of 1999 amino acids. Lineage: Eukaryota; Metazoa; Chordata; Aves; Passeriformes; Passerellidae. Gene Ontology annotation, cellular component: plasma membrane; axon; voltage-gated sodium channel complex. Gene Ontology annotation, biological process: neuronal action potential; membrane depolarization during action potential; sodium ion transmembrane transport. The transcript has 26 exons.